Blepharisma stoltei is the source of this 1818-nucleotide messenger RNA. Lineage: Eukaryota; Ciliophora; Heterotrichea; Heterotrichida; Blepharismidae. The record is from the annotation of a GenBank genome assembly.
AUGCAAGCACAAACUAAACUUACAAUCCAUCACAAGCGUCACACAUCACUUGCGUCACAAUCCUUUUUAAAAGAGUACCAAUUAUCCCAAUUACCGAUCCUUUUUAACCCUAAAAUUAUCGAAGAAAACUCCUCUUCAAACUCUACGACAAGUGGAGCCUCUUCACCCCAUCUCCGACUCGAAUGUGAAGAAACCUUAGAAGGUCUCAAUUUUCCUAUACAAAAUAUAUCUCUUUGUGAGAAUAUUAUAAUUUAAGCCACUUAUUUAAAAUAUAAAUAGCAAUAAUAUUCUUUUUAUGCAUUAAUUAUAAGCUAAUUUAAAUGUCCAAUAGUAGUUUUUAGCUGAUUUGGUAUAUAAGUACUUCUUCAUUCAUAGAUGACAUUAAUGGAAUUCCAUCAUUUGACUGUGGAGAUAUAGAAGACUCGAAUUUUCAUCCUUAUAUAGCUUUUCCAUCUUAUUAGAUCAUUAUUGGCAUCUAUUUUAAUUAAUGGGAUGGCAGUCGCUUAUUCAAAUUAAUUUUUUAGGUUUUGAGAUGCCUAAUUAGACCAAAAAUACAAGAAAAAUGUCCUGAGCCAUUUUUUCGCCUGUCUUGGCAGUAGUGGUCUAUUACAGUAGAUAUACUAUACAUUAUGAAAACCACAAAAUAUUGACUAUAUGCUCGAUAUGCUAGAAAAAGAACAAAAAUAUUUACCGAACCCUUAUUGUUUUGAAGCUGCACAACCAUAUAUAAACCCGAACAUGAGAGCACUUUUGCUUGACUGGAUGAUGGAGGUUUCUCAUGAAUUUAUGCUAAAACGAGAGACUUUUCAUAUGGCCUUAUCGUUUGUUGAUAGAGUGCUGUCGAAAUGUCAAAAAAUAAAAAAAGAAGAAUUUCAGCUUGUAGGAGCUGUUUGUCUGGAUAUUGCUUCAAAAAUUGAAGAAAUUUAUCCGCCAAAAUUAAGUGAUUGGGCAAGUUCUUGCAAUAAUGGGUAUACUUAAAAUAAAUUAAUUUGGCUGAAUAAUAAUAAAUUAAUACCAAUUUUUAUGUAAAAAUAUUUUACAAUUCAAGAGUGUUUCCUUGAAUAAUAAAUUAUAGUAUAUUCUAUUAAAGCUCUCAAAAUAACUGAGAAGUUUAUCCUGCAACAAUUAAGCUGGCUGACAUUUCCAGCCACAAGUUACAAUUGAAUAAACUGGCUAAUGACUCAAUGGGAUGAUUUCAUAGAUUUUCAUUUUUCUUGUGUUACCUUCAACUCCUCCAAAGAUUUUGACGACCUGCCCCCUCACCAGAAAAAAAUCCAGAAAAAGCUAUAUGAAAAAAGAUUUAUCGUAUUUAAGCACAAAAACAGGCCAGCAUAUAAAAGGCUCAGAGAUACUUUACAAGUUCUAGACACGGCUUCUUUAGACUCAGAAAUCAUGAAAUUUCCUCCACGGGUCCAAGCUAGUAGCUUACUUUAUCUAAUGAUAAGCAAGUUUUUCUAUGAAACUAAUUACAACCUACUUUAUUAUGACGGCCCAGGCUCAGAUCUGCAAUCUGAAGACUCUUUUGACGUGGAAGAAUUUUCAAGCGACUCUCAUAUUGAAAGCGCUUCUAUUGUCCAAGACCUUUAUGCUGGAUUUAUUUCCUCUGCCUUAAAUAUACAGAAUAUUGAAGAAAUUUACCACUCAAUGAUUUUUUUCCACCCUUAUAUAGAAAUUGAGACUUCUUAUGAUUUCCCAAUUGCAGCAAAAAUUCAAGGGAAAGAAAAAAUCGAGAGCCAUUAUGAAGAAUUCUUGAGUUUUCAGACUUAUAAUGCGGAUGCGGUAAAAAUUGUAACACAAAAGCUGAAAGCUGGACUAUAG